AUGCAUUCUAAAUUUCAGAAAGAAGAAAAACAACUGGAACAAACUGUGGAAUCUCUUAUCCAGAGGGUCCAAGAUAUAAAGAAUUCCAUUGCAAAUUUUCUAUUGAAACUGGAAAAUGAAUACAACACUUUACAUUGGCCCACAAUGCUUGAUAACUUUGCUCUUCUGUCGGGGCAGCUGAAUACUCUUGGGAAACUUCUCAGAAAUGAAAAAGUUCCACCUUUGAGAAAUUCUGUGCUUCUCCCAAUAGCUUUAUCUGGUGACAGAGACCAAGAGCUAGAGAAAGUAACAGAGAGAAGAGUAAUUGCUUUCAAUGCCGAUGUUGUGCCCCAUUAUCUGAGAACCAAACCAGAGCCUGACGUAGAGGAACGGUUACAACCGGUGUUAAGCCGGGCCUCCACCAUGUCACCUGAAAUGGCUCAGAAACAGAUCAAUAAUAUGAAUAAGAUGACUAGUAACAUUGUGGACAUCAUCAAGUCUCACCAGGAAACCAUGGAAAAAGAAGCCAAUCAAAAAUCUUCACUCUCACAAACCUCAUCACAGGCAGAUACAAAUACUCUUCUGUCAGCUGUUCUAACGGGGAAGGGGUUCAAGUCGGCCAGUAUGCGACGAGCAGAGAUGUCACAGCAACAGAGCAUGCAACCUCAGCAACAGGCAGCACAGCAGAAACCACAAGGGAACAACUUAGGAAAAGUUCACAGUUCAAUAAAGACUAACAUUAAACAGGGCUCAAGUUCUCAUCCUUACCAGAGAAACUAAGAACUGUGAAUCUGAUGAGUGGUGACACUAUUGUAAUUUCUGCUGGUGUUGCUUGCUUGUUAAAUCGAUGAACACUAAGAAAGCAAACAAAGGAAAAUUCUAAGUGAAAGUAGGACACAUGGAAAUGGAAGAUAUUGAUGUAUGGUUGAUCAAAAAGUUAAACAAAAGGAUGGAAAAAAGGAAAACAUAACCUAAAUGUAUUUCUAGUGGAUACUAAAAUAAAAGCCUGAGAAAAUACGAGUAA
This is a messenger RNA of Saccostrea cuccullata (small rock oyster), 1003 nucleotides long. Its product is annotated as mediator of RNA polymerase II transcription subunit 8-A-like. Gene Ontology annotation, biological process: regulation of transcription by RNA polymerase II. Gene Ontology annotation, molecular function: transcription coregulator activity; RNA polymerase II cis-regulatory region sequence-specific DNA binding. Bases 1 to 759 code for a protein of 252 amino acids. The record is from RefSeq and is a predicted model, not a curated record. Gene Ontology annotation, cellular component: mediator complex; core mediator complex. The transcript has 6 exons. NCBI's taxonomy places the organism in Eukaryota, Metazoa, Mollusca, Bivalvia, Ostreida, Ostreidae.